AUGAAGCAAAAGAUUGUGAUCAAGGUGCACUUGAGGUGCGACAAGUGCCGGAAGAAAGCUCUGGGCAUAGCUGCCUCGACGCACGGGGUGGAAUCUGUGGGUAUCGAAGGGGAGGAGAAGGACCAGCUGGUGGUGGUCGGCGACGGCGUGGACGCCACAAGCCUGACAUAUUGCCUGCGGAGGAAGGUGGGCCGCGCGGACAUCGUCAAGGUGGAGCCCGUCGGAGCCGAGGAGGCGACAAAGCCGGCGGACGAGCAGCCCGCCAUUGCCACCGUAGCCGCGAGCCCGCAGCAGUGGUACCCUCACCCGGGCUAUUACUACUCCCGGCCGGCCGUCGUCUACCCGUACGCCGGCCACUGCUACGCCGACGACUCCCACACGGAGCCUUGGUGCACUAUCUUGUAGAUCCAGCAGAGCCGAACAGAACAGAAAAACGAGAUACGAGGACCAUUCGGAGUCGAUCGAUCUCCGGAUGAUGUUCUCCGGAAGCACGUAGUAACCUAAGAUAUU
This is a messenger RNA of Phragmites australis (common reed), 510 nucleotides long. RefSeq names its product heavy metal-associated isoprenylated plant protein 47-like. The coding region runs from base 1 to 405 and encodes 134 amino acids. The record is from RefSeq and is a predicted model, not a curated record. Lineage: Eukaryota; Viridiplantae; Streptophyta; Magnoliopsida; Poales; Poaceae. The transcript is spliced from 3 exons.